AUGGCUUACUCUUUUGCUGUCACCUUCUCUAGAACCCUCUUCCAUGACCCUACUCUAAACUUCCAUCGCCACUCUCAAUCGUUUGCUAAUCGUCCUAUCUCUCCCACCCUCCUUGUUCCUUUUCCUGGUCUUUAUGCUCAUGGCCUUGAAGUUCGCCAUUGGGUAAAUAACCUUGGCUGUAACUUUCUCCUGGAAAACCAUCCAGCCCUUAUGUGUCCUGAGGCUAUCAGGAUGUUUUUCUCCAACUUACGGUACUUUGGCCUGCAAUCGCGCACUCUUACUACCCUAGUCUUUAGCCAUCUGUUGACUCUGCCUGCUGAUGAUAUUGGUCGCCUCCUUGGCUUCCCUGCUGUUGGAGAAAAUCUCGCCCAUGAGUCCGAGCUUCCGCUCUUAAACUUCAACAUUGCUGAAGAAGUUGUCUAG
Molecule: messenger RNA, 423 nt
Organism: Linum trigynum
Lineage: Eukaryota; Viridiplantae; Streptophyta; Magnoliopsida; Malpighiales; Linaceae
Source: the annotation of a GenBank genome assembly